GGCUGUCACACCUCCAACGGCACUUAGAGAGACACAAAACGACUCACCCGUACCGAUGCAACAUAUGUGAAUUUAGAUUCCCCAGUAAAGGAUCCAUGACUUCACAUAAAAAUCAAACACACAUCGUCCCUAACCUCAAAAUCGUCUGUCUCCCAUCCCUUGCGAUGGGCCAAAUAAACAUUGAAUUACAACAUCUACGAACCAGAUGAACAAUGGACGCGAAAGUUGAAGCUGUCAAGUCACCACGAGUCUGUAGGCUGUGUCUGAAGACGGGGCCCAGUUACCGGUCGCUCUUCGCGGAGAAGAACAAAAUAGCCGACAAAAUCAGCAAAUGUUUACCAAUUCUGGUGACCCCAAACGACGAAUUACCGAGUCACAUAUGCCCUCUCUGCCUGCGUUCCCUAAACAUCAGCUACAAGCUGCUGAUCCAAGCAAUCGAGACAGACGGAAAGCUGCGAAAGCAGCUGUCAGAAUCCCAAGCGGAGAGGCUCCUCCAGGAGUCGGGAACUGUCCUGAGGGCGCCCCAGCCACACGAGACAGACUCGGGCAAUCCGAGUAUAUGUGGGAUCUGCGAGAUUCGUUUUGAGGAUGCAGCAGCCUUCGACAGCCACAUGGAGAUGUUCCACCAGUCCAAGUGGGUCUGCAACCUCUGUCAGAAUGACUUCGAGACGUCGGAAGAGCUCCUCCAGCAUAAGCACAAGAGUCAUUACGACAACGAGGGAACAGGAGCCCCAGAGGAUAACAUCGACUGUGGGACGAUUGACAUAAAGGAAGAGAGGAUCUCCUCGGCGUCUGACCACUCUGACGCUGAGCAGUCAAUUCCCCAGAGCAUCGAGACCGGUAGGAAGGUCCCCAAGACCCCCAGGAAGCAAAAGGAGAGAGGGAAGGAGGAGGAAACGAAAGAGACAACAGAGCCCAAGAGGUAUAGGAAAUUAAAGGAGGACUGCAAGGUCUGUGGCAUCAACCUGCAGGAGACAUCACUGAUUGAGCACAUGAAGAUACACGAACCCUACGACAUCGCGUGCCCUGAGUGCCAGGAAAAAUUUACCACUGCCUAUGAUUUUUGCGUGCACAAACGAGAUUUUCAUAACAGCCACCCUGGGAAGGCCAUCAAGUUCUUCUGCAGACUUUGCAAUAGGAUGAUGUGGGAGAUGCGGUCUCUCAGGGUGCAUGAGAACUGCAAGAGGCCCAGGCACACCUGCAAGUACUGCCAGGAGAAUUUUUGCGUGAAGAAACUGCUCAGGCUACAUCAGAAUAAGGAGCAUCGUCAGGAUAUGAUGGACGAUGAGACUGUGGUGAAGAUGAGCUGUGAGUACUGUAUGAAGGUAUUCGUCGACAAGAAGAUUUAUUACGAUCAUGUGUAUCUCCACAGUCGAUCCCUCGUUUAUCGGUACCCAUGCGACUUCUGUGAGAAAGACUUCGGCAGUUCCUCAUCACUGAAAAAUCACAUCGAAGCGAUUCACGACAAAAUCCCAAAAUAUGAAUGUCGGACUUGCAAGAAGAAAUUCUUCAACAAAAAAAAUUUGCAAACGCAUGAGAGGAUCCACUUGAAACUUCACUGCAAGCGUUGCAGAAAAAAAUUUGAAACCGUAGAACUUGUCAAUCAACACAUGAAGGACGUUCAUGAUGUGCCACUGAAGGCGAAGCGAUUUUACACGUGUCCUCAUUGCGAUAGGAAAUUCACGAGGAGAAGUAUCAUGGAGGACCACAAGAACACUCACAGUGGGAAGACACCACAGACGUGUCCAAUUUGCCACAAAAAAUUCAGGACGUAUGCGGCACGGUGGGCCCACUUCCAAAGACAUGGGUCAGACGGAUUUUUCUGUGAUUAUUGCCAAAAGAAAUUCAUUAACAAGAGACACCUGAAGACCCACAUAAUGGGCCACCGUCCCUCCGAAGAGUGGCCUUACAUUUGUGAAAUCUGUGGGGCUCGUUUCCCCCAAAUAUUUCGACUGACAAACCACAGGAGGAAACACACCGGUGAGAAAAAAUACUUGUGCGACGUUUGUGGGGCGAAAUAUGUCCAAAAAUCCCACCUCGAUAAGCAUAUUAGGAAAUUGCAUAUUACUCAGGAUCCCCAGCAGUGAUUGCAUUAUUUUUCAUUACAUUUAUUGAAUCGAAUUAUACUACUUAUAGCAACGAGGCCUGUGUUGUAUUGUUGAUAAUUCCAAUGUUAAAAAUCUGUUAAUAAAGUAUGGAAACACACGUAAA
This is a messenger RNA of Diachasmimorpha longicaudata, 2211 nucleotides long. RefSeq names its product zinc finger protein 62 homolog. The record is from RefSeq and is a predicted model, not a curated record. Lineage: Eukaryota; Metazoa; Arthropoda; Insecta; Hymenoptera; Braconidae. Gene Ontology annotation, molecular function: zinc ion binding; DNA-binding transcription factor activity, RNA polymerase II-specific; RNA polymerase II transcription regulatory region sequence-specific DNA binding. Gene Ontology annotation, biological process: regulation of transcription by RNA polymerase II. Bases 213 to 2087 code for a protein of 624 amino acids. Gene Ontology annotation, cellular component: nucleus. The transcript is spliced from 8 exons.